This is a messenger RNA of Ambispora gerdemannii, 1587 nucleotides long. The record is from the annotation of a GenBank genome assembly. NCBI's taxonomy places the organism in Eukaryota, Fungi, Glomeromycota, Glomeromycetes, Archaeosporales, Ambisporaceae.
UUUGACGGGUGGGAAACUGUUUUGAACCCUGAUAAAUUCAACCUCAUUUCAAUCAUCAAAUUCCGCCGUGUGAAAGAUGACUUCACGUAUAAUAAAUCAGCCGAGCAUACUGAGAUAUCUAAGUUCGUGUCGUAUAUUGCAGAAACUGCAACAGGUGAAAAGUGGAAGAAGGCCGCUUCAGCUCUACACAAAUAUGGAAUGCUAAAUAGAAGGAAUUGGGCACAACCACCUAAGCGGCCAAGCAAUGUCAGGCUAGUUAUGGGGACUUCUCCGGUGGAAAAUCAUUUGUUGGAGGUGAAGUUAAAGCAAGCUAAGGCCCAGUUUGCAGUCGAUCUUUCUAUAAUGGGGAAUGAAGCUCAUAUGAUCACAAACCAGACAAAAUUAGAUUUUAUAUCGAACCCAAGUAUCGAUCCGGAAAAUGUCAGAAAACGUUCAUCAGAAUUGAUAGUGGAUGAUGAUACCAUAAAUUCAGUUGUUCCUAACACUGGCAAGAAGAUUAAAACAACUCAAGAUCCCUCCAUGUCUGUUCCUUCCGCAAGUACCAAUGACGAGACUGAGGAGUCAUCUGAUCCUGAUGAGCAACUUGAAAUUAAUCUCACGAGAUCACGAAGCAUGGAAGGUUGGAAACAUAAACGUUACGCAGAGAUUUCGUCAGUAUCAACGAAAGUCAGAAGUAAGAUUACAUUCUUAUUGAAUUUAUCCUUUGCAAUCAUACUUCAGGGCAUUGGCGUCGAUCAUUGUUCUUGCCCAUGUCUAUAUCCGGAUUUCACUGAGACAGAAUGGUAUACAAUAACUCGAACCAAACCAUUUGUGAUCGAACAGCCCAUCAUACUAUCAUCAAUAUCUACUACUUUUCAAGAGGCAGCAAGAAAACAUUUAAUGGAUGAGGAUAGUUACAUUUACGCUGAUAAUUCGGAAUUGGGCAGAGCCGCAGCUUGCACGUUUAACGAGCUACGCAAUCUCCCUCCACUUGCUCCCUCCAAAAUGUCUGAGGCAUUGCAUUGCUGCAAUCUGUUGUAUCCCCAUGUGCAUCCUAUAUUCAACCAACCUCUUAGAGAAUAUGAAGUUCGAUUAAACCGUGUUGUCAAAGGCACAAAAAAAAGGCAUGACCUCUCUUGUGUGGUUGACGAAAUACCGGUUCUUAACUCUGAGUUUAAACCGCUCGGAUGUACACCACUUCAAAAAAAGAAAGAUUUCGUAAAAGUACAUUUGAGAACUAAGGAAUCAAUAAAUCAACAAUUCAAUUUAAAAGGUGGUCCCGGUGAAUCAGGGCUAUUUUACAAACAUGGUGCGGAUUAUUUGGACUCUGAGUUGGCAGUGUGGUAUGUGGGAAUAAGUUCUCGCGCAAGUCACGUCCAUGUCGGCGUGGGUGCGCAACUUACUCGGAGAAUAGCUAUACAGUUGUUCAAAGAAGCAUCAAUGCCAUUGAUAGAAUCAACGUUUUGUCACUUCGUAACAUUAGAGGAACGAGUAAACAAACUGGCCAAGGAUUUUAAAAGACGCAAACAACCAUUCACGCCACCCCAACAAAUGAAAUUUAUGAACGAAUUUCCAAAUUCUCCGCAACUUAGGCAGUUGUUUGGAUGA